GAUAAAAGUUCCCUAAAAGAGAAAGCACAGAACUAGCAGAAAGGUGGGGUUGGUCAGCCCUUCAUUUGAAUGUAAAUGUAAUUAUGAGGCAGGCAGUUAGGCUGACGUCAGACAAGAUCUUGGUAAACCAUUACCACCAGCACCUGGUAACACAGUUGAUAAUAAAAGAGGAUGAAGUAGAAGAUUCCAAGCAGAGCGGCAUUAUUAGAGAAAACCAAUCAGAGUUAUUUUUAAGCAGCGAAAGAAAAUGUGGAAGAACAAGAUGUUGUGACAAGGUAUUUACAAUCUGUGAGCAUCAUGUAUGUGAGCUCUCUCCUGGAUAAAGAAACCAGCAUGUAUCCGGGAUCUGCAAGGUGCAGCAGCAACAACCUGCCAGUGCAAAACUUUGUGUCCACUCCGCCCUAUUCAGAUUACAUGGGAUAUCAUCCUGUGCCAACUCUGGACACCCAUGGGCAGCCGGCGGGAACCUGGGGAUCUCACUAUGGCCCACAGAGGGAGGACUGGAACGCUUACGGCCCAGGACCUUCCAGCACGGUUGCUGCUGCACACAUCAAUGGCUCGCCUCCUGGACAGGUCUCCUACAGUUCUGCUGAUUACAGCUCCCUCCAUCCCGCUGGAUCCGGGGGGUUACCUCCCGUAGAAACAAUUAAUACACAGCAAAUCUCUCCCAACAGCCAAAGGCACAGCUCUUACGAAUGGAUGAGGAAAACAGUGCAAGCUAACACUGCUGGUAAAACAAGAACAAAAGAAAAGUACCGAGUCGUUUACACAGACCAUCAGAGGCUAGAAUUAGAGAAGGAAUUUCACUGCAACAGAUACAUUACAAUAAGGAGAAAGUCAGAACUUGCAGCAAACCUGGGACUCUCUGAAAGACAGGUGAAAAUCUGGUUCCAGAAUCGCCGAGCCAAAGAAAGAAAAAUGAUCAAGAAGAAGAUAUCUCAGUUUGAUGGCAGCGGGGGCUCAGUUCAGAGCGACUCUGGUUCACUCAGUCCAAACGAAAUAUCUAGUUCUCUGUUCCCACCACCACACGGAAUAAAUGGAUUACAGCCUAAUGACAUUCAUCAAGUCAUCGUUUCAGAAUGAACAGCGGGGGGGGGAAGGAAAAAAAAAAAGGCAAGAAUGGAUUUCCCCGCCACCCCCACUCCCUUGAAAACUCACAUUUGCAAAGGACCAUUCUCAUGUCUCUGUCUCCAGAGUGCUGAUUUCUAAGUACAGGAUCUGGGACUAUUAUCAAAAUAUUUUAAUUAUUGCAGAAACCUCAGAGAACUUGUGCUGCUAAGAUUCAUCACUCCAAAUCUUUGAGUAGGAGGUAAUUUGCUUCAGACACUGACACAAAGAAUGACACAACUGAAGAUUCAAGUAAAUGUAGUUCUAGUCUGAUCAUACAUAUACACAGAAAACUAAGUGAACUGAUUAUAAAAUAGAGUACUAUUGCAUAAAAUAUAAGAUGCUGGGUGUAUUUGGUUUGUUACAUUUUAUAUAAUUAGAGUAAACCGUAGAUGUUACUAAUUAUUCACACUUAAGUGUACUGAAAAGAACGCUACUUUUUGAAAGCAACGCAAACAUUUAGAACACUUCUAAACACUCAAGAAACAUAACAAUGUUGCCAUACAACACACUGCAUUUAAUCAAUCAAUUCUUCUUGACCCUAUGCAAUUGCAUUCAAGCAUCCUGGUCUCCUAAGCAAUAGUUACAGAUAUGUAAUAUCAUACCAAAGCUGCCAAGAUUUGUUCAACUGUUAGAAAUGCAGCUAUUUGUCAUGCACAUUAGUAAAUGCCAAAGAGUUUCGAAGAUACAAGUAUUGCUUCAAUCUUCAAUGAAGGCACAUAUUAUUGCUCAAAAAUAUGAGCACAAAGGUAAUGGAAAAAGAAUUGUUACUGCCAGCAAACCACCAAAAAGCAAAUAAAGGAUUUGUUUAAUGGCCCUAAACCUUUUAAGUGAAAUAGUUACAAUCUUGGGCCACUGAUUUUAUAUGUGACGCUUAUUUUGGGCUAAAGGCAAGAUAUAUCCCAAAGCAGCUGACGCUGUAUUUCAAUGCUGCGAUGAAGCAGCUUAGCAUUCACAAAGUCACAGCAAACAUAACAAAAGAAGUGUUCACUCCAUGUGCACCCCUGAAAGAGCACAAAUUAAGGAUAAAUGCGUUCACAGUGUCGUUAGCUUUAAUUACUGGUCCAUGUUGGCAGGUGAGAAGGUAGCAAUGGUAUGUAGGAGACAACCGAUGAGUCUGGAAAAAGUAGAAAGAAAACACAAAGCACUAAAAAAAUCCCCAAAUCCUUCAGUUGUACUGUUUCUUGGAAUUUCAUAAUGUGAACUUUUUGAUAGCAUACAAGCAAUGGCUCUACUGGAAAAACUUAAUUUUACUGAAAAUGUCAUCAGGAGAAAAGGUAAUAAAAAGGGAAGACAAGAAAACAAACAGAAAACACUGUUUUCUGGCAUUUGAAAAGCCAUGCAUCACUUAUUUCAACAACAUCAAACUCUUGGUCUCAGAAACAGCAGAUCAAAUCAAAUGCUCUGCAUCACCCAGCACUGAUAACACACUGAGCAACACGGACAGAACUUGUCAAAGCACUCGUCAUCUGGAUUCAAUAGAUAAGAUCACUUAGAUUUGAAGAUGUACCUCACUGUUUCGCAAUUAUUUUACCAUAACUGUUAGAAUAAGUCCACGAAAGCAAUUCUGUCAGGAGUCACAAUAAUAACACUCUUCAAGAAUAAAUACUAAAUUAUAAAACUGUAGACACAAAUGUCUCAGGCUGAACUAGGAAGAAAAUCUGUAACAGAAUAAGAUCUUACUGACUGUAAGCAUCUUGAGGGUGGUUCUCCAAUAUAUUGCUAAUGAUUUCUUAUUCAUAUGGCUAAAAUAAAUGGGCAUACCUUAAUGCAAACAAACUGCAAACAGAAAAUCUUCUGUGUAUAAAUAUUUACAAAACUCAACCCUACGAGAAAUUGAGAAUACUUCUGCAUGGCUUUAAUUCAGGAUCUGCUAAAACUGCUAUAUUAUAGUGUUAUGUGACUGCAUGGACAUUUUAGAAGACAGAGCAGUAGGUUAUAGAACAUGCACACAAACAGAUCUACUUCUGUUUAUAUUAAUAGAAGCAUACACGCUAGCAGACAGCGAGAUGCAUGCUGCUCUGCUUUUCCUUCAGAGAAAUCCAUGCGUUUGCUCUGUAACAGACUUGGGAGAGGAGGCUUCCCCAGUUCCGGCAGCCCCUCUGCCUGUGUUCUCCUUUUCUACAAGGAUGUAGAAGAUAAAGUAAUUUCCCAAGAAACUCAUGAAGAAAGUAGCUGUAAAACUUUAGACAUACAAGAAAAAAGGGACAAGGACCUUUACCUUGCUACCCGAGUCUCCAAUGACCAGAAGGCCUACCUCUAUAGAAGAGCAGGUGACGGCUUUUGCAACAGUGACAGAGAAAUGGAGAGAGAAAACUUUUUUCCUAGUUUCUAGAUUUUUUUUCUGCGAUCAGUUUUCAAAUCAACAAGGAGGAAUGGCAAGUGAAGAGCUAUGAACAUACAACACGUCAUUCAUUAUACUUGUAUACCAGAAAUGCAUGGUUUAACUUAAAAUUUCUCUUUCCUUCUAAUUUAUGCCAAAGUUGAAAUUAAGAACUUAAAUAGUUCUUUACCAGGUUCAUAUUCAACAUAUUCACAAUUAUUUAUCUUGCAGUUUCUAAACAGCUCCAGUCUACCUUUUCGAAUUGCAGGCAAUCAGGAAACGGUUCUGACAACCUGGGCAGAAGAGCCACUGACACCACUGACUGGACUUCAAAACAUCCACUGUUCGUAAAGGAAACAUUUAAAAUGAGACUCUUUUAGUGUAAAAUGGGAGUUGGAACAGGACAGAAAGCACCUCCUAUGGGAUGUUUAAAAUCAAUCCUGUCAAUAAAAAGUGUUUUCCUUUUUUAUG
Molecule: messenger RNA, 3901 nt
Organism: Phalacrocorax carbo (great cormorant)
Lineage: Eukaryota; Metazoa; Chordata; Aves; Suliformes; Phalacrocoracidae
Source: RefSeq, a predicted model, not a curated record